AUGGCGUUACCAUUUUUACCUGGCAACACAUUCGAACGAAAAAUUGGCAAAGAUAAAUUUCAUUUAGCACAUCAAUUUGAUAAAUACAAUGGGGUCGCCAUGCAAACAGGUACUCAAUUGGGUGUUGGUGGUGUACCAUUACCAGGAGAAGAUCUUCGACCAAAAAAUUCUGUUUAUCCCCGAGGCGAAGGACCUGAUCGACCAGCUUGGCUUGCUUUUGAUAAACAAGUUCUUUGUUUUGAUGCUUAUUUUCAAGAAUCAAUAACUGAACGUCCACAAGAACAAUAUCGUAUUCGAAAAUGUCGAGUUUAUUUUUAUCCAGAAGAUGAUACAGUUCAAGUUGUCGAACAACGUCAAAAUAACGUUGGUUAUCCACAAGGUACAAUUCUUAAACGUCAUCGUAUACCAUUAUCAGCACCAAAUGAUGAUCGUUUUUAUACCUAUGAUCAAUUUAAUGUUGGAUCGGAAGUAUCAUUUUAUGGACGUAUAUACAAAUUAAUUGAUUGUGAUGCUUUUACACGAAACUUUUUAACUAAACUUGGUGUACGAGUACCACCAGGUUUUUCGGCACCGGAAGAUCCAUUUCUUAAACAUCGUCAAGUAGCCGAAGGUACUCAAAAUCCACUUCGACCAUAUGAAAGAAUUGAUACAUUAAAACAAUUUAUCAAUCAUGAUACACAUGUAUUACGUUUUUGGGGUGUCUGGGAUGAUUCAGAAAGUUUAUAUGGUGAUGUACGAAAUUUUUGUGUACAUUAUUUUCUUUCUGAUGAUACCAUGGAAAUUCGUGAAAUUCUUCCACCAAAUUCUGGACGUGAUGCACCACCAACAUUUCUUGCUCGAAAGAAAUUACCAAAACAUUUUGAAGGAUUACCGUUACCAGGUGAAACUGCCCCACGUACAGUACUUAAUGUCUUUGGACAAUUAAAUAAACAACGUUAUAUUCUUGAUAAUCUUAAAACAGGUGCACUUGAUCAAAAAUAUUAUACUGAUCAAGAUUUAGCUAUUGGACAAUUGAUUAAUGUUUUUGGACGUAAAGUUUUAUUAACAGAUGUUGAUGAAUUUACAAAGAAUUACUAUCGUACUAAAUAUGGUAUACAAGAUUUUACACCAAUUAAUUAUAAUAAAGGAAACAAUUAUCAACAAUUGAAACAAACUCAUCCAUAUACGGGUUUUGGAUCAGAAGAAGAUUCAUUAAAUUCAACAAAAAAACUUCUUCCCGAUCCAGUCAAGAAAGAUUUUAAUAAAUUUAUGGGCUUUGAUCGUCAAGCACUUCAAAGCUAUGUACUUCGUUUCAUGGCCAAAGUAAUGACCAAAGAUCCAAUACAAGCUCAACGACGUUUUAUUAUAUCAUAUUUUCUAGCUGAUGAUACAAUUAGUAUUCAUGAACCACCAAAAAGAAAUUCAGGUAUUGAUGGUGGAAAAUUUCUUGAACGUCAAAGAGUAAAAAAACCAAAUCAAUCACCAUAUCCAAUUGAAGUAUCGGAAUAUUUUGGUGCAAAAGAUUUUUAUGUUGGAGCUCGUGUUUUAAUUAAUUCAUUUGAUUUUAAUUUAUAUGAUGCUGAUGAAUAUGCAUUCAAAACUAUGGAAACUGAAUCCUAUCUUUUUCCAGUUGCAAAUCAAAAGUUAAUUGUAGAAAAAUUACGAUCAAUUCUAUCAAAUAAUCCUGAUGCUGCUGCUCAAUUUGGACAACAUGAUCCACAACAUAAAGGUUAUUUUGGUUAUGAAACAUUUUAUUAUUUAAUGAAAAAUCUUGUUGGAAAUCAAUUGGUUGAUCAUGAAAUAAUAACACUUGCACGAUAUUAUUCGGAGAAAAGCAGUAAAGAUCAUGAUAUUUUUUCAAUUGUUGGUGUUGCUCAAGAACAUUUGAGAAAAAAUAAUUAUGAACAUUUCUUACCAUUAAAAGAAAAUUUUAUUUCACGUGAUCGAAGUGGAAAUGGUCGAUUACCUGCUCAAGAAGUUCGUAUUGCUAUACGUUCCGUUCAUGUUCCUAUACCUGAUUAUCUUUUAAAUAUAAUCAUUACUCGUAUGACUCAAAAUGAUGGUACUAUUGAAUAUAAUGAUGUACUUGAUGCAUUCAAUUGGCGUCAAAUGCCUGUUGCAAAACCUGCACCAUCUAGUGAACUUGAACCAGUUGAAUCUGCUCCAGCACAUACAGAUGAUCCAAGAAUGUUAGAUCAAACAACACAUGAACGUAAAAAAUUUAAUGUUCAAUAUGCACUUAUGCUCAAUGAUCUUGGUUUAAGCAAUUCAUAUACAUCAUCAACAUGUGGUUCAUGUGAUAAUUGUGAUGAAUGUAAAAAAUAA
Molecule: messenger RNA, 2304 nt
Organism: Adineta steineri
Lineage: Eukaryota; Metazoa; Rotifera; Eurotatoria; Adinetida; Adinetidae
Source: the annotation of a GenBank genome assembly